UCGGCAAUGAGCUCGGAGGCAUCCUCCCAACAGCGAUUGGUGCCGCAGUUGGCGCACUAGGAGGAAGCGCAUAUCAAGCUCGGGAGAAGUAUGCGCCUCACACCCGUUGCAUCUAUCGUUGAAACAUCUGCUGACAACAGUAUAGAAAGAAGGAGCCCCGUAAGCGCGAUCCACUUCCUCCACGCCCGGAACCACAUGUGCGCCAUGAAGACUCCAGACGCUAUCGAGAUGAUAGUCGAUACCGAGAUGAUAGCCGGCAUUACUCUGAUUGAUUAAAUCAGUGAUGCGAUCCACUUAAGGGAAAGGUUCAUAAAUGAUGUGUGCGGCGCUUGCUCUGCCUGCUCUCUUGCUCAGAGAUUCGAAAGGCAAUUUGUUACCCGAAGCCACGAUUGAUGAUUGAUGAUUGAUGACUUGAUGAUUCUAGGCGAAGUCUACAUGUAUUUGCAGCGUGGCCAAGGCAUCCAUGUUGUCAAGACGGCACGAUGCGAUUAUAUUUGGUAGCAGUAUCGAUCCCGAUUUGGACUUUUAGUGGCCACUGGCAGGUUUGAGCAUCAAUUUUUGUGCACGGUCGACCCAGUCUUUGGCUACGAGCGCGAUGCUUGACUUUGUCUCGCGUUCCACAAGCUGGAUGACUCUCGUGCGUUUUCCUUCAAGGUCCUCAUGCGUUUCAACGUGACGUGAUUUGCGCCCAA
Messenger RNA from Dissoconium aciculare CBS 342.82, 692 nucleotides. RefSeq lists its product as uncharacterized. The annotation marks the transcript as partial. The transcript has a single exon. NCBI's taxonomy places the organism in Eukaryota, Fungi, Ascomycota, Dothideomycetes, Mycosphaerellales, Dissoconiaceae. The record is from RefSeq and is a predicted model, not a curated record.